AUGCACGCCUCCUUCGCCGCCCUCCUGGCCCUAGCCACCCCCCUCCUCGCCAUCCAAAUCACCUCCCCCACCAAAAACUCCGUCGUCGACCCCUCCAAGGGCAUCACCAUCCAGUGGUCCACCGUCAACACCGACCCGUCCUCCGCCCACCUGCUCCUCGUUAACCAAGUCGGCGGCCACACCCCUUUCACCAAGGACCUCGGCGAGGUUGAUCUGUCCGCUGGGCAUAUUACUGUCUCGGUCGCUGACGUCCCCGCUGAUUCGGGGUACCAGUUCAAUUUUGUUAGUGUGGAGGAGCAGAACACGGGUAUCCUCGCCCAAAGCCCCCAGUUUCGCGUUAAGGCUUCUUCGGAUUCUUCGUCGGCUUCGUCUAGCUCGGGUGGUAUCAAGACCUCGGCUGCUACGCUCUCGGCUACGCAGUCUAGUCACACCGGCCAUGCUACGGGUACUGCGACGGGGGAUGUGACGACUCUCACGGGUACUGCUACUACGCUGUCGACUUCUUCUGCUACUGGUACUGGUACUGGUACUGCUGCUACUAAGCCCUCGGGCACGGCGGGGGCUAGCAGCUCGUCGACUGGUGGUGCUGCGCUGCCGACUGGGAUGGUUGGUGGGGUUGUUGCGUUGGUCGCUGGUGUUGCUGCUGUGUUGGCUUAA
Molecule: messenger RNA, 657 nt
Organism: Dichotomopilus funicola
Lineage: Eukaryota; Fungi; Ascomycota; Sordariomycetes; Sordariales; Chaetomiaceae
Product: Ser-Thr-rich glycosyl-phosphatidyl-inositol-anchored membrane family-domain-containing protein
Exons: 1
Coding region: 1-657 (218 amino acids)
Source: RefSeq, a predicted model, not a curated record